GCCUGGUGAUCUUCUGAUCUACUUUAAUUAUUUCUCAACGCCUUUUGUGUCAUUUUGGGUCUCUUUGUUUUUUUCUUUUCCGAUUUUAUUACGUUGCAUGAUCCCCCAGCGGGCUUGCUUUAUUGCUGCGACGCUGUCAGGGACUGUCAGGGACCGUCAGUAGCAGCGGUAGUGGAGCCCCAUGGAAGGCAACGCCUAUUUCGCGGGUGCCAUCCCAUCCUCGUCGCCAAGUCCCCAAAACACAAACACGGUAGCCGCUGUAGACGAUUCUGAUCACGAAGGCGACGAUGGCAACAGCAUCGCGCUGCACCGCAUCCCGGCGACCCCCAUAAGCGAGAACCCGCCGACGCUUCCCAUACCAGUGCACGUAGUUCCGCCCGCCAGCGCCGCGCAAAAGGUGCAGUUCCGACCAUUGGACUCCAGUCGCCAGCCAUCUGUCAUCCGACUCCGCCGACUCCGAGGCGAUCCGCCGUCACGACCGUCAUCCCGGCCGCCAUCCCAAUUCGAAGGCUCCCCAGGCCAGCAGACAAUACCCGAAUAUGGUCUUGUUCGGGCCCAAGUCCAAGGCGAAUCCCACAAUGACGACGGGGCACACAUCGGCCGCAGACGCGCGUCGUCGGAGCCCCAGCGGCCUGCUGCCGUCCUUGCCCCGCUCGACAUGACAAGAACUGUCGAUACCCUCCCUCCAAUUCCCGGAACGCCCACUGCCAGCGAUGCGUCGAGCAUGCGCCAAAAUGCAUUUGGCAGUCGUGCAGGGCGAAUCCGAGGUCGGCGCUUCUGGCGUCCGCGCCGCGACACGAGCGCGACGCGCACACAAGAGCAGGUCGCCAAUGAGGAUUGUUACGAUUCCAGAAUAGUCGACUUUCUCGACGUCAUCGACCCCGAAGUGGCCACCCUGUCGUCAAUUACCAACAUCCAAAACUCGCUCUUCGUCCCAUCUCUGGGCAGGUGGGUAAACCGCCGACCAACAUAUGAUCUCUCACGUCUGCCGCGGAUGCCCGGAGCAUUCCCAACAUCCCAAGAAAAUGUUGGGCUGGACCAGAGCGCUGGUGAUGCAAGACAGGAUCGUCCAGAAGACGAACGUCCCGGCGUGACCCGGGCCCACAGUUUCUCGUCCGUCCUGACCGCGCCUCAAUAUGCCGUCCUCCCCAAAAACGCUUCGCUGGAGGGGUGGCGGGAAGAAGACAUCAAGCUUCUCAACGAUUACGUUCGCCACAUGCUGCACUCGAGGCGGUCCAAGAUCAAGCAACGCUUCAAGGGCUUCAUCAAGUACUGCAGCAGGCCGUUGGGCUUCUUCAUCACCCUGUACGCCACACUUAUCACGCUUUUUGGUCUCGCCUGGGUCUUGUUUUUGAUCGGCUGGAUUUAUGUCGGCGAGCGCCAGGUAUAUGCCAUCAAUGUAAUCGACAAUGUGCUCGUCGCCCUCUUCGCCAUCAUGGGCGACGGGCUUGCCCCCUUCCGCGCCAUCGACACAUAUCACAUGAUAUUUGUCGCGCAUUACCAUCGCAAAACAUGGAAGAUGCGCCAGAAGCUGUUGCUCCCCAGCCUGAAAGAUCACAAUGACCUUCCUCUCGAUGUCCACAAGGUCUCGGACCCCUCAGAUCUCGAGGCCGGGCCGCAAUGCCCGCAGAAGGACGAAUUCAUCCCCGUUCUCUCCGACGCUGAGCAGGCGAAGCUUGUGCACCACCAGUCCAAACUUGCAAAGUCCCACACGUUUUACAAGCCACACGAGACGGAGACGCACAACGCCUUUCCCCUCCGGCUGCUCGUGGCUAUUGUCGUCUUGUUGGACCUGCACAGCUGCCUGCAGAUAACUCUUGGGUCGUACACGUGGAGCAAGGACUACGACCACCGCCUAGCCGCCGUCACCACAACUGUUCUCUGCCUCUCCAUCACGGCAAACUCGACUGCCGGACUUCUCAUCACCAUUGGCGACCGAAGAACCCGCAAAAAGGAUGUCCUCGAACGCCUCAUGAAAGAAGAGCUAACAGAGGAAGCCAUGCACAAGGUCCAGAAGCAAAAGCAGAAGGAGGCUGAGAAAGAAGAGGAUAAGCAGCACAUUAAAAGUCCCAGACCUUCCCACAGUCUGAGCCUCCCCUGGACCGAGAGAGCAAAGUCGGACAGCGGGGGUGAGUCUGCACACAAGAAAGAAAUAGGCCAAGUCGGCAAGUUCAACGUGGACACGACCGACCACGCGUACCCGACGACCGAUAGAGAAAGGGACGAAUACCGUAUCCCAGGACAGUUUGACGAAGAAUGACAGGAUAGUGUAGCAAAUUAGAUAUAUACCAUUUAGAGUACGAUAAAGAUUUAAUGUCAGAUUAGGCGAAACUUAUUUUUCGCCUGGUAG
Messenger RNA from Lasiosphaeria miniovina, 2350 nucleotides. RefSeq lists its product as uncharacterized. NCBI's taxonomy places the organism in Eukaryota, Fungi, Ascomycota, Sordariomycetes, Sordariales, Lasiosphaeriaceae. Bases 182 to 2260 code for a protein of 692 amino acids. The transcript is spliced from 3 exons. The record is from RefSeq and is a predicted model, not a curated record.